AUGAGCAGUCACGUUUAUAAAUACACGAACGGAGAUACGGCGAGAAAUGAGUUUUAUUCCGAGAACAAUUGUGAAACAAAGCGUCUGAGUUCGAGUGGCUAUGAUUACAAUAAUAAUUCAAUCCCCACAGAUCUUAUCUGUGCUGUUUGUCACGCGGAAUACCGAAAUCCGAAAUUGCUACCAUGUUUGCACACGUUUUGUAAAAGAUGUUUGGAAAAGUAUGUCGAAUGUCUAGACGGAGAUUAUUAUGUCAAGUGUCCCUUUUGUGGUACGCGUAGAAAGAUUAAGUCGAGAUCUGACGAUGGUCACGCAUGUCUUGACGAACUCGUCUCUGAUUUCGUAGCGCUUAAUUCGCUGGACGCUUGCGCGAUUAAUGUUAAUGAGUUGAGCGAUGCGAGUUGCAGUAACUGUUCGACGCGCGCGCAAAGUCGUUGUUCCGAAUGCGCGGUGUUUCUUUGCGCGAACUGUCAACGCGCGCACAAAAAUAACAAACAGACAAAAAAUCACAACGUCUGUUCGUUAGCUUUACUCGGUUUGAAAUCCGACCAGAUUUUACACACAGGAGACUAUUGCAAAACUCACGCGGGCCAAACGUUGACCCACUUUUGCAGGACUUGCGAUCGCGCGGUCUGUAACGACUGCACGUUUUUGGAUCACCCAAAAGACGGACACUCGGUCACGGAGCUUUCCGACGUCUCUCCGACACAACGCCGACAGCUGGCGGAAAUUCUAUCAGGUGUCCGACAAAAAGUACCUUUCUUAAAACGUACACUACUUGAUAUCGAUUCAGUGUUACAGUCGCUCCCGGAUAAUGCCGACGCCGUUGCCAGAGAGAUCGCGAGGACAACAGAGAGCUUUAUUCAAACUCUAAGACAACGCCAGGAAGAGCUGCUCGACGAACUGACAAAAUUAUGCGCACACAAGGCGACGGUUUUGCACGAGCAGAAAUCGAGAAUACAAUCCGAGCUCGAAAUUCUGGAAGAUAACUGCCAGGCGAGUGAAAAAAUUCUCCGAAAUGGAAGCAAUUCCGAGAUUGCAACCGUGAACAAUUUGGUGUACAAACGGCUGGAAUUUCUACGAAAUAUGAAGUUGAAUGUCGAAGCCGAUGAGAAUUCUGAAUUCGGGUACGAUUCUGGUUCCGAGAAAUUGAAAAGUGAGAUUUUAAACACUGGGGAAGUAUUUCUAGUAAAUACAUCGUCUCCUCUAAAGGUUCUCGGAGACGGUCUACAAGAUGCUGCCGUCGGAAAGUUUGCCUCGUUUACUGUAGCCACAUCUGAGAAAUGUGAGCUAUUCUCCGGGGAUUUGGAUAUACGAAUUGAGACCCCUGAUUCUGUGCUCCUCGAAUGUGACGUCACACACAGCGGGAACCUGUGCAAUGUCGUGUACAAUCCCAAAGUUCCUGGCGAGAAUGAGAUCUCGGUGACAUUCCGGGGGGAGCAUUUGCCCGAUAGUCCCAUCUGUGUGAAUGUGAAGGACGGUCACGUGAUUUAUGCUCAAAAGAAGACGAAAUGUGUAACUUUUGGUCACCGGGGUAGUGCCCCCGGGUGUUUGAACCAGCCGUGUGAUGUAGCCGUACGGAAUAACGGUCAUAUUCUGCUAGCCGACACUUCGAACCAUCGCGUUCAAAUAUUUGACGCAAAUGGGAAAUUUAUUUCGAAUUUUGGGAAGCCAGGUGGUAGUUUUGGCCAACUAACAUACCCAUCAGGCAUUGCGAUCUCGCCUCGUGGUCACGUGAUUGUGAGUGAUUAUGGCAACCAUCGCGUGCAAGUUUUCACUUCCGGUAGCGUGUACCUGAGGUCAUUUGGGGGUAAGGGGAGCGCCGAGGGAUUGAUCGACCACCCCAUAGGGGUAGCUGUUGACGAAGAGGGACACGUAGUGGUAGUCGAUCAGGACAACCACAGAGUACAGGUUUUUGACGAAAAUGGCAAGUUUCUACGUCAGUUUGGUUGUUAUGGCAACGGAAACGGCCAACUAGAUCGCCCUAUGUAUGUUGCAAUUAGCCCAGACGGCGAUGUCUUCGUAACGGACUCGAGAAACCAUCGGGUCCAAAUUUUCGACGCCGACGGCCGUUAUCGGGAAAGCCUCGGCGAACGAGGCACCAACGAUGGUGAGUUUUAUUAUCCCACUGGUAUAAGCAUCGAUGCUGCGGGCUAUGUUGUCGUCUCUGAUCAAACCGCGAGAAUUCAAGUUUUCAACCCUGAACUACAGUUUGUAACGAAACUGGAGCCGCGGUCAGUGGAUAAACUGGAGUGUCCUAUGGGGAUUGAUUACAACCCUGAAGGCAAGAUUAUCAUCGUUGAUAAAGAAUGUAGCAAUGUGAAAAUAUUGUACCCAUGA
Messenger RNA from Paramuricea clavata, 2337 nucleotides. NCBI's taxonomy places the organism in Eukaryota, Metazoa, Cnidaria, Anthozoa, Malacalcyonacea, Plexauridae. The record is from the annotation of a GenBank genome assembly.